GUUUGUUUUUAGAGGGUGUAACCUGCGCUAAGAACCUACUUGGCGCCAUCUUUUCCUAUCUAAAACUUCCUGGCUAUAUCGUUAGGUCGGAGUUGGUGCUGAGCAAAAGGUCGCACAGCUUCAUAUCAGUGCGCGUUUCCGCUUCGACACGGGAAGCGGUCCAGCGGGAAAGCAUCCUGUGGGAAGAGAGCGGGAACGUUGGCGCGGAUAAAUAUGCUGCUACAAACGGUCAAUGCCGCUGAGCGUUAUUAUGAUAAGCCGGACGAAAUACUACAAAAAAUGUUGCUGAAUUUUUAAAGGAGUUUUUGGAAGCGACAGUUUCACCAAUAUGCUCUACGGAAGUUUUAAAUUUGUGAUGAAGCUUGUUGUACUCAUGAACGCUUGGGUCUGUUACUGCAAAGCAGACGAAAAUGAAGCAAGGCUCAUGCGACAUCUUAUGACGGACUACGAUGCGGCCGUUAGACCUGCUCAAAACUCCUCGUUACCGCUCAGCGUCAUCUUUGGAGUGUCUCUGCAUCAUAUCAUCGACGUGGAUGAAAAAAAUCAGAUCCUGACAACGAACUGCUGGAUUACGCAGAUAUGGAUAGACCAUCAUCUCAGAUGGAACGCUUCAGAUUUCGCUGGUAUCAAGGUCAUCAGGAUACCCUACAAUCGAGUCUGGAGGCCAGACUUGAUCCUGUACAAUAAUGCCGACCCCCAAUUUCAAUCAUCGGUGAUCAACACGAACGUCAUAGUUUCAAGCAAUGGCGAGGUGGUGUGGCUCAGUCACGGAAUUUACAGAUCCUCGUGCGACAUCAACGUCGAGUACUUCCCGUUUGACCUUCAGAGCUGUCAAAUGAAAUGGGCCUCGUGGACCUAUGACGGAUAUCAGGUGGAGCUAGUAAAGCAAACCGAAGAAGGCGAUGUAAGCAAUUACCAAGCUAAUGGCGAGUUUGAUCUGCUCGGCUUUUCAUCGGUGAAGAACAUCGAAUUCUACUCUUGUUGUCCCGAACCUUACCCGGAUAUCACUUACACGAUCCAGUUAAGGCGAAGACCACUCUUUUACGUUUUCAACCUGAUCCUACCGUGCAUUUUGAUCAACGGCAUUGCCUUGCUGGUGUUUUACGUACCAUCGGAAUCUGGAGAAAAAGUUACUCUGGGAAUCAGUGCUCUUCUGUCAAUGACUGUCUUUUUGAUGACCAUCAGAGAGACGUUGCCACCAACAGAAAAAACACCAUUGAUCAGUAUGUACUACGGGGUAAGCAUCUGCCUGGUAUCGUUCGCAUCAGGUUUAUCUGUAGUAACCUUGAACAUCUACCACCGAGGGGUCCGAGGAACCGCCGUACCAGGCUUCCUCAAAAACAUCGUCCUCCUCAAACUGGCGCCUCUCGUAUUCAUGAGAUUCGAGACUGUCAGCGCUAGUUUACAUCGAACAGCAACCGUACAGGACUUUUUCCAGGAAAUCAACCCGGAAACGGGGACUAGGCUGGACUGUCAGUGGCAGUGGUCACAGAACAACACGCCCAACGACGAUAGGUACUGUUUACAGAAUAGACACCAGAAUUCGCCAAAGUUCUUCAACAGAUCCAGAGAUGCUGAGUUAGACGCAUUUGAAAGUCAGAUAGUCCGCAUUUUGAACAAACUGCACCACAGCUUAGAAAAAAACGACAUACGUUUGACAGAACACGAAAGAAGAGAGCAGAUAGAACUGGAAUGGAAACAGACCUCGAUAGUACUCGAUCGAGUGCUUUUGGGAAUAUUUCUAUUGAUCACCAUCAUCAGUACAACAACCAUUUUGUGUCGAAGUCCACAGGAAGUCACAGAGACAUCGUAGAUUUACUUUAAUUUGGCAGUUGGUUUUGGAGAGGAUGCUCCCUAAAUAAAAAAAGUCAACUGACUGAAUAGUUUAAAGGAUUCCUGUAACUGUAUUUUGAAGUAAUGUUCCUGUUUUAGGUUAUUAUGAUUUUAUGCAAUUUUUACAAAAAAAAAAGAUAUAUUUUGGUGAAAAAAUACUCCCCCAUGCAGAAUUUUGCAAAACAUAGAUGCUAAAAUUACAAACGAAUAAAAAUGUAGUUCAUAAUUUGAAUUGAUAAUAUUUAGGAAAUUAUGUAUCAAAGGGAGAAAUUAAAGAUCUGUUAUAUUCUUGAUCACCCUUGGACGUAAAGACACGAGUAUAUGGAAUGUUAUUGGAAUAAAUUCUCACAGAAAAACGUA
Molecule: messenger RNA, 2193 nt
Organism: Acanthoscelides obtectus
Lineage: Eukaryota; Metazoa; Arthropoda; Insecta; Coleoptera; Chrysomelidae
Source: the annotation of a GenBank genome assembly